UACCUAACUACCUAUAGCUGCCCAAUGCGCAAUCGGACUCUGCAAGCGAAUGGGGUUUCUAUGGUCGUUGGUGGCGCUGUUCCUCGCCCCCAUUUUGGUCGCUGUUGUUGGCUUUGUUUCUGCUAUCUUUUUCGAAGCUUAUCGGAGAAGAAAUAACAAUACGCAUGUAGAAGCUCCCGCAGUCUUCGAGGGCCCUGAUUCGUCGAAACAGGUUCCUUGCACCCAUAUUUCUGAUCCAUCAGAGAAGUAUAUAUCUCUGAUAAUCCCUUCAUACAAUGAAGAGCUUAGGCUUCCUGGAGCUCUGGAGGAAACUAUGAAUUAUCUUGAACAACGUGCAGCAAAGGAUGAGUCAUUUUCUUACGAGGUGGUGAUUAUUGAUGAUGGAAGUGUUGAUGGGACAAAAAGAGUAGCUCUUGACUUUGUAAGGAAAUACACUAUAGACAAAGUGAGGCUUAUCCUUCUUGGUAGAAAUCAUGGCAAGGGAGAAGCAAUUAGAAAAGGAAUGCUUCAUUCACGUGGUGAACUGCUUCUGAUGCUGGAUGCGGAUGGAGCAACCAAGGUUAAUGACCUUGAAAAACUUGAAAAUCAGAUCCAUGCUUUUGCCAGAAAGGAGUGUCAUGAUGGAGAUUUAGCAGCUAGCAAUUCAAGUUUUAGGAUAUCUGAUAUCCCAAUUGCCGCAUUUGGUUCUCGCGCUCAUCUUGAGGAGAAGGCUCUGGCUACAAGGAAAUGGUACCGGAACUUUUUGAUGAUGGGUUUCCAUCUUGUGGUGCUCUUGACUGCAGGUCCUGGAAUUCGUGACACGCAGUGUGGUUUUAAGAUGUUUACUAGGGCUGCAGCAAGGAAGCUUUUCAAAAACAUCCGUUUGAAGAGGUGGUGUUUUGAUGUCGAGUUAGUGUUUCUGUGCAAGCGGUUUGGUAUCCCAAUAAUUGAGAUAUCUGUGAACUGGUCAGAAAUUCCUGGAUCCAAGGUGAAUCCAUUGAGCAUACCAAAUAUGCUUUGGGAGCUUGCACUCAUGUCUGUGGGAUAUCGGACCCAUAUGUGGACAAUUUCUACUUGAGCCUUCAUCUUGGAGUUUCAUCUUGAAAAAGUAAUGUGAUCUUUCCAGCGGCUCUCGAUCUUCUAGUACAAGACCAGAGAAAGAAAAGUGUCAGACCUGAUUAGGCCGUGGGGUACAGAUCUUUUCUUUCAAGAACAUUCGCCAUGGGAAUAUUUUAUGCAAACCAUGAUCUUCCCUUGCGGGUUCAAUUUGUGAAAUUAUUUGGUGGUUUCUACCCCUUCUAUUCUACGUUCAUACAUUUUCCUGACAAAAUUCGGAUUGUGACAUGUCUUUUUUCCAGAAAUAAAUGAUUGAAUUGAGCAGUA
Juglans microcarpa x Juglans regia is the source of this 1362-nucleotide messenger RNA. RefSeq names its product dolichyl-phosphate beta-glucosyltransferase-like. Bases 50 to 1057 code for a protein of 335 amino acids. Gene Ontology annotation, cellular component: endoplasmic reticulum membrane. The record is from RefSeq and is a predicted model, not a curated record. Lineage: Eukaryota; Viridiplantae; Streptophyta; Magnoliopsida; Fagales; Juglandaceae. The transcript is spliced from 10 exons.